AUGACGCACGUACUCAUUAACUCGAUUGCAUGUACGCCUAUCGUGAUUUGUUCAAAAAAAUUUAUUUCAUGCAGGUUCGAUGAAGGUUUACAGAAGUUUCCGUCGCAGGGUACAUUGAAUAUAACCGUAACGACACUGUCUCCCACUGUGCAACGAACCAUCACUGCGAGUGCAAUAUUGAACUUCACUCGUCUGAUGAGCUAUUGGGAACAAAAUGAUGUCGUUCUACUCGUCCAUUUUAAUUAUCCUUAUUAUCAACGUAUCCCGUUCCUUUCAAUUUAUCGUGAUAUAUUUCCUCUAGUCAUUUUCACGGGGCCCGAUGCACAUCCCAAUGUAGUUCAUUGUCCCGAAGGACACCGCGGCAUUCAUAGCUAUGAAUGUUUAUCCCGAGUAGUUUUACUUUAUCCAAAUCAUACUAGUUACUUGAUGGUACAUUUCGACUUAGCUCCGGUAUUCUACACUCUGGAAAAUAAAAAUUUGCAGUCAAUGUGGCUGGAAAAUCAUACAUUAGUUAUUCCAGAAAAAGCAACAGGCUGGUGGUGGUGGACAACCGAAUAUGGUGUGGGUGCUAUAAAUGCGUUUUUCAAUGAUUUAAAAAAUUCAAAGGUUGAAGAUAUCGAUCCAAGGUUGGAACCGGUCGAAUUGAGAAUGUAUUUAACCUUGCUGUUAAUACAAAUGUCAGUAAUUUCUGAGAUAUCAAUCAACACAAGGAAACCGCGAUGAGAUAUUUUGUUUUAUGAAUGACUCUUAUGGGAAAGCAAGGGGGCCCUUUUUUGCAGCUGUCAGAUCUGUUUGUACUAAUUCCGAAUGAAAGUACUAAAACGUUACUCCUCAGUCACUCAAAAUUUGUAACAAAGUAAUGUCACGAGUAUUUAUGAGCACUCAAGAACUUGAAUCUUGUUAAAUCGAGUACUCGUAUAAGUACUAAAAAAUCAUGCCGAAAUUUUAAGAGCCAGAAGGCUAUUUUUGCAUGUCUGCUCACAUUCAUCCAGAGAAUGGUAAAAUAUGCAUCCAAUUUUAUGGUUGUUUCUACGGUUUUUCAAAGUUGAAUUUUUCAUCAACGAAGUAAAAUAUUCUAAAAUCGAUACAUGCUUUUUUCACGUCUACGAUUAACUUACUUCUGGCAAAAAAGUUUGUUCAGUCGACCACAGUCAUAUCUGUUACAUGUAUCAACAUGGCAAUUGUUAACGGCGCAGUGUCUAAACACCACAAUCAUAUCAAUUCCAAGAUUGUACGCAUAUCAAGUCUCGAAUUUGGUCAACCCGAUGCAUCAGUAAACGAAAAGAAUGUGUUAAAUAAUUAAUUGAUUUAGACAUUGCCGCUUAGCAUCGCAUGAUCUGCAUCGUCUGAUAGAUUUUGACAGUACCAUCUUUGAGUGUCUUCUUUCUUGAACCAUCGGUGAGCUUCUUUCUGUAUUACUAAUCGUUCGUUCGGUUAUGGAUGCUACUCACUCAUAGUAACGUCUCUAUUAGGCGAUUGGAGCUAACUAGUGAGAUUAUUUUGGUCAUUUAGCUAGACUCACGUUGCUGAAAAAAUAGGGCAAUUCGGCACUCCAGUGAGCUAGCUUACUUAUCUCCUGCGGUUUUUUCAGCUUGAACAAGAGAGAGAACACCAAGACGAGGAACACGGUUUUCUUGCGGGGAAUACCAGCUAUAACGUUACUACACAUUCAUGAUGGAACACAUACUAUAGGAAUACUCGAUAACUACUUUAUUUUCAAGAAAGUAGCAGCUUCAAUCUGUGACCAGUCCGGGCACUUCACAACUUAAACUGGGAGAGAAUUUCUGCUAAUACAAAACCCUAUAAAGAUGAUAGUUGUCUUCGUCGAGACAAUAAUGCUAGUACACUCUAAAAAGCAAAGUAUUUUAAGCAAAGUAGGUUCUUUAUUCGACUAAAAACGUUUAAGGGCCUCCCCUCAGAAAUUAUCUCUGACACCAUGCAUUCGAUCUUGACGAAACUUUCCAUAAAUGUUCGGCACAAUGAGUUACGGAAAUGAAAAAAUGUUUUGUCUCCAAGUCUUACGGUUUAGGAGUUUUCCAGAGAUCAAGGUCCAAAAAGAACCCUGAACGGCGUCCCAAGAUUUUUUAAUAUACUGCAGAGUUCGCGUUUGUUUUAUUUUAAACUAGACACCUAACUACAUCGACUGACCAGCGCCGAUUUUUUCAUUAAGCCUUUAUUAAUUUUCCAGGCAACUAACAAUCUCCAAAACCCGAAAAAGCCUUCCAGGUUUUCUAAAAACCCUCCGUUCGACAAAAAAAUAAGAAAAUUCAAAAAUCGACGCCGGUCAGUCGAUGUAAUUUCUUUUCCUCUUUAAAACAAAAAAAGAAUGAACUCUCUACG
Didymodactylos carnosus is the source of this 2340-nucleotide messenger RNA. The record is from the annotation of a GenBank genome assembly. NCBI's taxonomy places the organism in Eukaryota, Metazoa, Rotifera, Eurotatoria, Philodinida, Philodinidae.